AACUUUGCUCUGAGGACAGUUGGUUUGUGCUCAUGGAGAUGGAGAGCUGUCUGUUCAUCCUCAUGCUCUCAUCCCUGCUCAUGUCCACCACAGCCGACAGUGAUGUGAGGCUGGUGAAUGGAAACAGUCCUUGUGAGGGAAGAGUGGAGGUUUUUCAUCAAGGACAGUGGGGAACUGUGUGUGAUGAUUACUGGGAUAUGAAGGAUGCGGCGGUGGUGUGUAGACAGAUGUUCUGUGGAGACGCUGUAGCAGCACUGGGAAACGGUCACUUUGGAGAAGGAGAAGGGCAGAUCUGGAUGGAUCUGGGAUGUAGUGGGUCAGCAUCUACACUGAAGGAGUGUGGACAACCAAGGGUUACUUCUGGCUGCAAACAUUAUGAAGACGCUGGAGUCAUCUGCUCAGACUCAUGGUACACAGUGUGUGACCCCGACUUUGACCUCCAGGACGCAAAGGUUGUGUGUCGACAGCUGGGCUGUGGGACACCUGUACAGGUGCAGGGAGCAGCAGUUUUUGGUAAAGGGGAUGGCAAGUAUAAACAGUAA
This is a messenger RNA of Scleropages formosus (Asian bonytongue), 542 nucleotides long. Its product is annotated as deleted in malignant brain tumors 1 protein-like. Gene Ontology annotation, biological process: zymogen activation. Lineage: Eukaryota; Metazoa; Chordata; Actinopteri; Osteoglossiformes; Osteoglossidae. The transcript is spliced from 4 exons. The record is from RefSeq and is a predicted model, not a curated record. The coding region runs from base 33 to 542 and encodes 169 amino acids. Gene Ontology annotation, cellular component: plasma membrane. Gene Ontology annotation, molecular function: serine-type endopeptidase activity.